GAGGCGGGGUCGCGCGGGCCCGAGCAGGACGACCGCCAUCUUGCGCGAGCCGGAGUCCUGUCCCGCUUCUGCGGCCUAAAGUGCGCGCGAGUCGGCGGUGUUCACUUGCAGCGGCCCAGCUGAAUCCCUCGCCCGCCGCCUCUCUGCUCGGCCCGAGUCCAGCCCUCACGCCCUCAUCUGGGCUAGGUCCGGCCUCCCCGCCGGGUCACGCGGCUGCCCUGGGGACGAUGAACGGAGGAUAAAUGGUGCCCAAGGCAGACAGCGGUGCCUUCCUGCUGCUCUUCCUGCUGGUUCUCACUGUCACCGAGCCGCUGCGGCCAGAGCUUCGGUGCAACCCUGGGCAGUUUACAUGUCACAGUGGUACCAUCCAGUGCAUCCCCCUCCCCUGGCAGUGUGACGGCUGGCCAACGUGCGAGGAUAAAAGUGAUGAAGCUGACUGUCCAGAAGUGACUGGAGAAGCUCGUCCUUACCAUGGGAAGGAGACCUUGGACCUGUGGCAGGGGCGGACCAGAGGAGGUGACCCCACACACUUCCACACAGUGAACAUGGCUCAGCCUGUCCGCUUCAGCAGCUUCCUAGGGAAAUGCCCAACUGGGUGGCACCACUAUGAAGGCACAGCCAGCUGCUACCGGGUCUACCUCAGUGGAGAGAACUAUUGGGACGCUGCACAGACCUGCCAGCGUGUGAACGGCUCGCUCGCCACUUUCUCCACUGACCAGGAGCUGCGCUUCGUUCUGGCACAGGAAUGGGACCAGCCAGAGCGGAGCUUCGGCUGGAAAGACCAACGCAAGCUGUGGGUUGGUUAUCAGUAUAUCAUCACUGGGCGGAAUCAUUCCUUAGAAGGUCGCUGGGAAGUGGCAUUCAAAGGCUCCUCAGAAGUGUUUCUGCCUCCAGAUCCCAUCUUUGCCUCAGCCAUGUCUGAGAGUGACAAUGUGUUCUGCGCCCAGCUCCAGUGUUUCCACUUUCCUACACUGAGGCACCAUGACCUCCAUAGCUGGCAUGCCGAGAGCUGCUCUGAGAAGUCUUCGUUUCUGUGUAAAAGAAGUCAGACAUGUGUUGAUAUUAAAGACAAUGUGGUGGAUGAAGGGUUCUACUUCACUCCCAAGGGAGAUGACCCAUGCUUGAGCUGUACCUGCCAUCGAGGAGAGCCUGAGAUGUGCGUUGCUGCCCUGUGUGAAAGGCCUCAGGGAUGUCAGCAGUACCGCAAGGACCCUAAGGAAUGCUGCAAGUUCAUGUGUCUGGACCCAGAUGGUAGCAGCCUGUUUGACUCCAUGGCUAGUGGGAUGCGCCUGGUCGUCAGCUGCAUCUCCUCCUUCCUCAUCCUCUCACUGCUGCUUUUCAUGGUCCACCGGCUGCGCCAGAGGCGCCGGGAGCGCAUCGAGUCCCUGAUUGGAGCAAACUUGCACCAUUUCAACCUUGGUCGGAGGAUCCCUGGCUUUGACUAUGGCCCAGAUGGGUUUGGCACAGGCCUUACCCCACUACAUCUUUCUGACGAUGGGGAAGGUGGGACUUUCCAUUUCCACGACCCUCCACCUCCUUAUACAGCAUACAAGUACCCAGAUAUGGACCAGCCGGAUGAUCCACCACCACCCUAUGAGGCUUCCAUCAACCCGGACAGUAUGUUCUACGACCCUGCAGAUGACGAUGCCUUUGAACCUGCGGAGGCCAGCCUGCCAACCUCAAGGGACGGUGGCAUUGAGGGUGCAUUGCCCAGGCACCUGGAACAUCCACUGCCCCCUGCAGAUACCUCCUUGACAGAUCUGGAAGAUUCCACAGACAGCAGCAGUGCCCUGCUGGUGCCUCCUGACCAGAACGGGAACACCCCAGCUACAGAGGCACCACCAGUUGGAGGGCGCCAUCCCCUCGGCUCCCUCAGUACUGUGGUUUAGGUGACUCAGCUCAUGACCCCAGUGGGCUGGGAGUAUCUGUUUCCUGUUCAGAAGACACCUAUCCCAGUGGGAGACUUAAAGGGGUCCUGUCAUAGACCUACUCCACUGCCACAUACUACCAGCAGCGGGGGGUGUACAUAGAAACUGAAGGCAGGCACCCCGAGAGAGGAACAAGUGCCUGUGUCAUCCUUAUCUGAGGGCUUCUCAAACAUGAAAAGUUUUGGGUCAGUCUCAUUUUUAAAUGGCAGAAUGACACAAGUUUUCAAACCACACCAAAUACAUCUUUGGAUGGGCUUACUUAGUGCACUGUCUCACCCACAGAAGCCAGUCAUCAACCAGUGACUGCACCAGUGUAGACAGACACAGAGCAGGGCUACCACUAUGUGCAGCACUCCUGACUCCGUAGAGACAUCAGAGCAUCUGUGAACUGCUUCCGGGGAACACAUUGGCCGCUGCAGCACUGGCUCUCUGGGGGCAUCCUCUUCCGGCCCAAAUGGAAAUAUCGAGGUGCCAGUCCCUGGGAGAAAAUUGGACUUGCCACCCCAUUUCUAGCUUUGCUUUGAGCCAACACUGUGGCAGCACUCUCCAUGGCGUAUAGCUCUGCAUGGCUCCCCAGGAGUAGACUCUAGAUGCCUGUGCAGGGUUGGGCAUGCUGGCUUUUCUCUGCCACACUCUGGAUCCCUGUAUCUGCUUGCUGGUGAAUAACCAUUGGGUUUAGCCAGCCCCCUUGUCUGUGCCAUAAAAGGUUGUUUGUUUUGGGAAGAGUGGGCAUCCUGUGUUGUGUUAUCUGAGUCCACUUCACCCUAUGACCACUGCUGGAACCCAGCAUCUACUGGCCACACAUGCCUCCCAGCCCCUCCACAGUACUGGGUACCUAGGCUUUUUGCCCAGAGGCCCCUGUUGCCAACUCCAUGUGGUGGUCUGGUCUCCCGGCACAGGCCUUUGGCAUUUCUAAGGGUUGGAGGUUAAGCGAGUUCUGUGCAAUUUUUAGCACAUCUGUAUCUUUUCUGUGUUGGAUGUCUGGAUCUUUCUGUAUCUAUGUGUGUCCUCACAUGACUAAAUGUUUGCAAGUGAUGGUGGUUCAUGGGAGUUCAGGACAGGCUAUCCCACAUGAGCCAUUUGCCUGAGCUGCUUCCUAGGCUGUGGUCAGUGGGACUGUGACUCCUGUCCAGCUAAGAACACGAGCAGGAGAAACGACUAAGACCCUCCAGCUCUUUGGUGCUCGAUCAGACAUGCACAAUCCUAGGCACAUUUUUACACUGCUUGGAAAAAACCUGUUCCCCCUUCCCAUAAUGGAGCAUCUUCAGACUGGAUCCCCAGGGCUAACUGGAGGUAUAAGAUUUGUCUGUCCCUGGAUAGUCUGUCUCAAGGCUGAGCCCACAGGCUAGCUGCUGUGGACAUCCUCUGCCAAAGGGCUCUUGCCUCCUUUACCAAUGGCUGAGAAGAACGAAGUUCAUCAUGCCUCCUGCAAGUAUUGAGUGGUGGGCACUGUGCUCCAGAACAGCAGUGGGGAUCUGUCUUGGUGCCAGGCCACCCAGAAGAGUCUUAAGGACCACACAGAAGACCAUAUUACAGACUGAAAUUCUCUGGGGACCAAAUGACUUUUGGGGUUGGGGCCAGAGUCCAGAAGGCAGAGUUGCAGAGGGUGACCUAAAGUGGACCAUGGUGCUGCUGAGAUGAGGUGGGCCUGACAGGACUGCCAGGGUCUGUCCAGCAAGCAUUCAGGGUGGGUGUGGCCUGUGUUUGGAGCUGUUCACACUAUUGUUAUUGCAGUCUAAGCACUGGGGUCUGCCACCCUCUCCAGAUCUUACUGGUGAAUAAUCCCAGGUCCAGGAUUUUCUAAGGUUUGUUUCCUUGCCCAUCCCACAAGGCCCCAAGGGACAGGCCAAGCUCCUGGGAGGCCCCUUUCCCAGGACUGCCUUGCCACUCUUCUGAGAGGCUAGGUGCCCUCUGACCUGCCUUGAAGUGGAAUUUGAUACUGUACAUUGUCUCAAUGCCUGUUUUUACAUACUUCUUUCACUAAAGAUUUUAGUUUGGGUGUAUUUUUGGUCGGGUUGGCAUUAAUCCUUUCUUAAGAUGCUGUGAGAACCAUUUCAUCCAAUGCCAAAUAAACUUGUGUUAUGGAAAA
Phodopus roborovskii (desert hamster) is the source of this 4017-nucleotide messenger RNA. RefSeq names its product DiGeorge syndrome critical region gene 2 (gene Dgcr2). The record is from RefSeq and is a predicted model, not a curated record. Gene Ontology annotation, cellular component: membrane. The coding region runs from base 243 to 1889 and encodes 548 amino acids. NCBI's taxonomy places the organism in Eukaryota, Metazoa, Chordata, Mammalia, Rodentia, Cricetidae. The transcript has 10 exons. Gene Ontology annotation, molecular function: protein binding.